Mycetomoellerius zeteki is the source of this 3480-nucleotide messenger RNA. It is a transcript of the gene Tsc1, whose product is annotated as tuberous sclerosis 1 protein hamartin. The record is from RefSeq and is a predicted model, not a curated record. Bases 62 to 3202 code for a protein of 1046 amino acids. Lineage: Eukaryota; Metazoa; Arthropoda; Insecta; Hymenoptera; Formicidae. Gene Ontology annotation, cellular component: TSC1-TSC2 complex. Gene Ontology annotation, biological process: regulation of cell cycle; negative regulation of cell population proliferation; negative regulation of TOR signaling. The transcript is spliced from 14 exons.
AGCGUCAUUAUCGAAGGACCAUGAGAGAGUAGGAAUCUUUUGAGUCAAGCCGUAAGUCAAGAUGAGUGUCGGUCCUGCAGGUGUCGCCGAUCUGUUUUACUUACUGGAAUCGAAUAAACUUGGGGAGGUCGAAGAGACCAAAAAAGUAUUCCAUGAUCAUUUCUUAUGCACAAAAGACAAUUGGCUGGUAAAUGGGUUGUUGGAUUAUUAUCUUUCUACAAAUUCUUCGAGGACAGCAGAAGUAUUAGCAGGUGUACGAGAUCCACAUGAUAAACAUCUGUUAGAUCGUUUGUCAGACAUUCUUUCAAAACCUGGCAAUAGUGGACAGAGAUUACAUGCGCUCACAUUGCUUGGGCAUAUAGCCAGACGUCAGCCUACUUGGUUGUACAAGCUAGCCAGUCAUGCUUUAUUCAGAGAUCUACUCAAAUUACUUAAGGUGGAGACAGAUAUAUUACCACUUAUGAGUGCCCUUCUUCUGUUAGUAAUGUUGUUACCAAUGUUACCUGCUGCUCUAGGGCCAUAUCUGCCAGAAAUAUUUGAGGUAUUCGGCCGCUUGGCCUCUUAUUAUCAUCAUCAUCAAUCCUUACUUUCUCCUUCUACCCCUUUUACUUCAACCACAGUACCAAAUGUCAUCGACAAGGACCAUUUGUACCUCAUACAUUUGCAGGUAGGAUUAUACAGCUUAUUUCAUAGACUGUACGCGAUGUAUCCUUGCAAUUUUAUAUCAUACCUGAAGCAACAAUACGUUCAGCGUGAUCAAUUGGCUACAUUUACUCAUACUAUUAGACCAAUGUUGGAUUCUGUGCGUAUGCACCCUUCUCUUGUUACAGCAUCUAAGGAUGCAGAAAUUUCAGCCACUAGGUGGAAAAAAAUGGAACAUCACGAUAUUGUGAUAGAAUGUGGUCGUUUUACAUUAGACAAAUGUCGGGAGGAAAUUUUAGGAGUAGUUAACUCUCGGUGCACUCCACCUCUUGAUCAAUCUUCCAUCACUUGCGCGCCGAUAAACAUUUGUGGAGGAGUAACGACCGUGGAGAAUAGUAAUGGGGAAGAUGAUGCGUUUUGGUCACCGAGCAUGACAGUGCCACCGCAUAGCCCGGCACAAAACGCAUCUCAUGAGCCACGUUCUGCUCCGCCGACGCCUAAUAACAAUAAAAGUGGUACUUCCCCGCCCGAGGCUGCUAUAGAAGCUACCCCCGAAACAACUCCUGUUAAGGAUUUACGAAAAUUAUCAAUGAGACAAGCGCCUCUGGGAUCCAGCGCAGUGCGUGCUCUGAACGCGUUGGGCAAUGGCACAUCUUCUCGGCCAUCAACGCCGACCUCUGUAAACUCUGGAAUAAAAAGUGCAGACAUUGCAGGGAAUACACAUGGAUUUCUUUCAAAUAGACUAAGUAAGAUAAUGGUAGACAGACAACAUGUUUUUCAGUCGCAAAAAUCAUUGAGUAAUAGCGAAGAAAAUGGAAGACUCUUAGAAAUGGCUAUAAGUCAAAACGGGAAGAAUGAUUCUUGGCAAGAAGAUCAAGAGGUAUUGGAGAUUGUCAGUUCACAUGGAAAUGGAGCAGUCGAAAUGCCAAAGUAUGAAGCGCAAUCUGAAGCACGAAGCGAGAGGAACACGUAUGGCACUCUAUCCCAUUUAUCGCAAAAGAUUUAUCUUCGACUGUACUCCCAAUGCCAUUUCCCAAUUGAAGAUCCAAAUUCAAACGUAACGCACAAAAUUCGACACUCCAGAUCUUGUCCGGACAUGGAAAUGCAGAAGAAAUGUUAUAGCGAAGACGUGACGGAUCAAGCAAAGGGACGCGAGGAUACCGGCAGUCAAACGUGUGAUUUAUUUCCAUACGAGCAUCUGCUGCUAGGAAUGUUAGAUCAGAACAAUCAAAACUUUAGUCAAGAGAGUUCGGAUUCGAGAAUGUCACCAAUCAGUAUGCUCGAUCGAUAUAUCGAGGCUUGCACGAGAACGAAUAGCUUCUCUAGUAAAACGAGAACAAAUGGUACCAGGCAGAAACAAAAAAAGAAAGGGGAGGAGGAUGCGGAAGAAGACGUAGCAGAAGACGAUGGUAUAGAUCCAACUUGUGCUAAUCAGUCGCUCCAACUCAUGCAAAUGCAACUACAAUUCGAACGGCAGCGACGGGAAAUCCAUGCUGAGCGUAAUCGACGUCUGCUCGGUAAAUUAAGAGACUCACGAGCUUCGGAAGAGGAAAUUUAUACAUUAUUUGUCUUACAGACUGAGCGUUUAAAAAUGAUCGAAAGAGAAGUGGAAGAAUUGAAAAAGCAAUUGGAGCUUAAUAAGAGGGAAGCCCAUCAGGCUGAAGAACAAUAUAAAGAAACUAUGCAUCAUUGGCAAACUAAAUGCGUCGAAGAACAACGACAAAGCCAUGCGUUCAGAGAUCGCCUAGAAAAUCUAGAAUUGGAAUUAAAAAACGAACAAAAGAAGACGACUGAAUCGCAGCAACAACUUCGUUCUGUCGAGGCGGAACUUUUCAACGCAGGACAUCAGCUUAAGGCAGCAUUGAAGGCUGCGGACCGUGGCAAAGAACUGGAAAACAUUGUAGAUACUAUGCAGAAAAAGUUUGUGCUUUUAGGAGAGGCGCAAUUAAGAUUAGAAGAAAACACAAGUACUCUCUCACCGACAACCAAACAAGAAACGGCACAGAUUCAAAAAUCAUGUACAGAAGAGUUAAACAAUACUCGGCGACAGUUGGAAUCACGAUCGUCACAUUUGGAAGCCCUGAAAGCACGCUUGAGUGAAUUAGAAAAUAAAGACGCGCGUAAAGAGACGCAACUGGUGAAUCUGCAACGGCUCUUGCAAGAGACAAAGGAGCAACAUGCGUCUGAAUUGGAAGCCGUUGAAUCCAAGUAUCGGGCACAAGUGGAAAUCAAUCUUCUUCUAGAAGGCCGUAUACUUGAGCUUCAUGGUAAAUUGGAGACCGCGACGUAUUCCAACGCUUCGCCCAUAGGUAAUCCCGCUUCCUCGGCAUCGCCUAAGGAACGAUCUCCUCCUCUCUCAACCAGCUUAGCUUCGUCCAGCGAGGGCAGUCUCGCAUUUAUCCAUCCGGGCGCCGGGAUCAUCAUGAACGAUUGCUGCGACACCGCCACGGGUGAAAUACCUAAUUUACAAGCUAUGAUAGAACCUAUACCGAGUAGCAGUCAAACCACCUCACCGUUACGCUCCGUCACUCGACGAUCAUCGACGCCGAAACAAGAUUAACGCCACGGAAAUGUUUACUGCGAUGUGAGUCUCCCAUAUACCGCCGGCAGACAGUAUACGGGAUUAUUAUUGAAGAUUAUAUUUGCGAAUGCGCUGCGAUCAUUACUUAAUAUCGCAGUACGAAUGGAAAGAAAGUUAUUUGUAGCUUUUUAUCGAUAGAGUAGACGAGAUUCGUAAGGAAGUUGUGCUAAUCGGCUGAUUGCGAUCGAACAUGCAUACUAUGGCUGCGUUCAGCAGAUUCAACAGUUUUGCAACCGUUUUAUGAUUGUCUGCUGAGA